Molecule: messenger RNA, 612 nt
Organism: Halteromyces radiatus
Lineage: Eukaryota; Fungi; Mucoromycota; Mucoromycetes; Mucorales; Cunninghamellaceae
Product: mago nashi
Exons: 6
Coding region: 44-490 (148 amino acids)
Biological process (GO): RNA splicing
Cellular component (GO): nucleus; exon-exon junction complex
Source: RefSeq, a predicted model, not a curated record
CUUUGUCGUAUCCCGCUUUCUAUUCAUCUAUUUAUUAUCCGUCAUGGCAGGAGAUGAUUUCUAUGUACGAUACUAUUCAGGACACAAAGGACGAUAUGGUCACGAAUUUUUAGAAUUUGAAUUUCGAUCGGAUGGACUUUGUAGAUAUGCAAACAACUCCAAUUAUAGAAACGAUAGUUUGAUCAAAAAAGAAAUGUAUGUUAGCCCGGCUGUCAUUCAAGAACUGAAACGUAUGAUCGAUAUUAGUGAAGUGAUGAAGAAGGACGAUCGUUUAUGGCCAGCAAAGAAUGUAGUGGGUAGUCAGGAAUUGGAAGUACGAUCUGGCAAUGAUCAUAUCUCAUUUGAAACAUCUAAAUUAGGCUCAUUAGUAGAAGUGGAAGAAAGUGAAGAUCCUGAUGGGUUACGUGCGUUUUACUACUUGGUACAAGAUCUCAAGGCUUACGUGUUUUCUCUUAUUGCUAUGAACUUCAAGAUCAAACCUACCAACUAAAAUUGGUCUUUUAUAAUAUAUACAAAAUCUUUAGUUAUUUUUUUUUUGGGUAUGUCUUUUUAUUAUUAAAAGUGAAUAAAAAAAGUGUAAAAAUUGUUCAUUUGCAUCAUCAAGUUUCUAAU